Messenger RNA from Saprolegnia parasitica CBS 223.65, 171 nucleotides. RefSeq lists its product as hypothetical. Lineage: Eukaryota; Oomycota; Saprolegniomycetes; Saprolegniales; Saprolegniaceae. Bases 1 to 171 code for a protein of 56 amino acids. The record is from RefSeq and is a predicted model, not a curated record. The transcript has 3 exons.
AUGACUUAUCCGGGGACAUCACUUUCAUUUGGCGCGCAGAUUAACCUCACGCACCUCUUGCUGCUGCGGUGGUAUCGGAGGAACCGCGAUAAGCCGUAUGAUCGUUCUGUAUCGGUUAGAUCUGAUCUACAGGAAAUGGUGGGACCAAGCCAACAAUUUUGUUUGCUUUGA